AUGGACUCUGCGAGCCACCAGGAAGCCUCGGCAGAGUCAUCAGACCGGCCUCAAGCUGCCUCGAUGCAAAAUGCGGCUGAGAUCAAGCAUCCGCGCCCGUCGAAGCUUUUCCCCGCGGCGAUUCCAUUCCUGCCUGGCCGGCCGCAACAUUAUCAGCAGCAGCAGCAGCCGCCGCAGCCCGAGGAGCUAGAACCGCAUCUGUCACCUUCACCUUCACCUUCUCCUGAUAGCAUGGACGUUGAGCCAACCGGCCCACGUAGACGAUUCACUAACGACGGACGCUCGCCAGGGACCCAGUCAUGUCCACCGCCAGAGCUCCCCCAACUCGUGGCGGAGCAACAUGCGCCCAUUCCAUCGCAUGAUAAAGACACUCAGAGAUUGAUUGUCAUUCUCUCCAAUGCCAGCUUGGAAACCUAUCGGGCUUCCAGUGGGCGUGCUGGAGCUAAGGACGAGAAGUACUCUCUUUUGAACAGCGAUGAGCAUAUUGGCAUCAUGCGCAAGAUGAACCGAGACAUCAGCGAGGCUCGUCCGGAUAUUACCCACCAGUGCCUUCUCACUCUUCUCGACUCGCCCGUGAACAAGGCUGGUCGCCUUCAAAUCUUCAUUCACACCGCCAAGGGUGUUCUGAUCGAAGUGAACCCCUCCGUCCGCAUUCCCCGUACGUUCAAGCGCUUCGCUGGUCUGAUGGUUCAACUGCUUCACCGCCUGUCCAUUCGCUCGACCAACUCGCAAGAGAAGCUGCUCAAGGUCAUCAAGAACCCCAUCACCGACCACCUGCCCCCGAACUGCCGCAAGGUGACGAUGAGUUUCGAUGCGCCUGUCGUUCGGACCCGGGACUACAUUGAAUCACUGGGUCCCAACGAGAGUAUCGCUAUCUUUGUAGGUGCCAUGGCCAAGGGUCACGAUGAUUUCGCCGACUCCUUCAAGGAUGAUACUAUCUCCAUCAGCAACUACAGCCUCAGUGCCAGUGUCGCAUGCAGCAAGUUCUGUCACGCCGCCGAGGAAGUGUGGGACAUUCUGUGA
This is a messenger RNA of Penicillium oxalicum, 1023 nucleotides long. RefSeq names its product 18S rRNA pseudouridine methyltransferase. Gene Ontology annotation, molecular function: rRNA (pseudouridine) methyltransferase activity; rRNA binding. The record is from RefSeq and is a predicted model, not a curated record. Bases 1 to 1023 code for a protein of 340 amino acids. Lineage: Eukaryota; Fungi; Ascomycota; Eurotiomycetes; Eurotiales; Aspergillaceae. Gene Ontology annotation, biological process: rRNA base methylation. Gene Ontology annotation, cellular component: nucleolus; small-subunit processome. The transcript is spliced from 2 exons.